AUGUUCCAGCGACGGGAGCCCCCCCCCCCCAGCUGCACAAACCGGGGCUACCGCUCGCAUCGGCACCAGCCGCCUCCCCCCGCCGGGGCUGAGGCCGCGCAGCUCAACGGGCAACGCGACAGCGACUCCCCCGGCCAGGCGGCGGGGGCGGCCCCGGGGGUGCUGCCGGCUCGCAGCAGCCCCCGCCGCGAUCCUGGUGACCGGAGCGGUGGCGGCGGCGGGCGCUGCUGGGGGCCCCGGUUCCCGCUGCGCGGCUCCCGGGCACCCGGGGCCCCUUGCCUGGGCGGCGCGGCACGGCUGCGGGGCUCCGGCUCGCUCGCCGCUCUCCCUCCCGGCGGGACGGGGCGGAGCUGGGCACGGAGGACGAGGGGGGCGGUGUCGGAGGAGGCAGCCGCGGCCCGGCCCGGGUCCCUCCUCCUCCCUCAGCCGCCGCCGGCCGCCAUCUUCCCUCCCCCACCCCACCCCCACCGGCGGCCUCUCGCCGAGGCCCGGCCCGAGCGGCGGCAGCGCGGGGCAGAGGCGCAGGGGAGGCCGUGGCCCCUCCGCCGCGGCCCCUCCGCCGCCGGCCCGCGGGCAGGGGCCGGCGGGCGCCAUCUUGGAGGCAGAAGGGGCGGCCGGGGCCUGCCCGCCGCGGCCUGGGGGGCUGGGACAGCGCCGUACCCCGGGGGGGGGCCCCGGCGCCAUCACCCCGGCCCCACGGCGGCCUCGGGCCUGCCCUCCCCACGCCUCGAACCUCCCCGGGCACCCCGCGGGCCAGGCGCGGCCGUCGGGGCAGGCCCCGGCAACCAGUGCCCCGGGGUGAAGAGGCCGCGGCAGGGCUCCCGGAGCCCCCAGGAGCUGCUGCCCUGGGGGGGGGAGGCUGCCUGUGCUCGAGGUACCUGUCAGGUUUUGUUUCCCACUCGCCUUCCCUGGCGAGGCUUCAAAGACGACUUAGAGGCCUUCAUCUUGCGGGAGCGUUGUUCUCCAUCUGGGCAUCAAAAGGGCAGCCAUGUGCUUUGGGAACAGCUGGGAAGACCAAAACGAAGUUCAGUAAGCAGGAUGGGGUGAGAGACGAUCCCACGCAGAUCUCGACCUGCUGUGCAGUCUCCUUGCUGUCAUUUUUUGGUUACUUCCACGCAAAGCUGCCGUGCGUGGAACUGUCAUAAUUGCUCCGUCAACUAUUUUAUCACAUUCAGGUUGUGUCUGGUUACGAUAUUCGUCCUCUCUGUGGAACUGUGAAAUCCCCAAACACCUCGUGUGUCAUGAGGCAAAACAGCUCAAUGGGUUGAACAGUUAAAAUAAACCAGAGCUUCAGGUGGCUUGUUUUCCUCCACGGGGGCUCUUUAUUCCUCAGGGCCUUGAGAAUGCCUGUGCUACAACAAAACAAGUUGUCCUUAAAAGGCCCAGUCAAACACACAAAAAAUGGCAAAACCAUCCAGUGUGGUCACCCAUGCUGUCAUCCAAUCUGGAUUUUUGUCCUCCUCGGAAGCCUGCACCUUGCUUAGGGGUCCAUGCGGUUACCCUCUGAGGUCCUCUGCUUCCCAGAAAAAGCCUGUGCAAGCUGCAUUUCAUAACUGCCUCCUUAUCUCUGGAGCACCUGUGGAGGGAAUGGGUAGGAUAAGCCAGAGUUAACCCUUUGGCAGGUAAAAGACCAGGGAAUUGCGAUUGCAGGCUUAUUAGUUGUUUUCUGUCAUUUUGGGAAUCAGUAAUACUCAUCCCAACCUGGCUAAUUGUAGGUGCGUUUGUAUAGAAAAUGCUGCAUGUCUUGCCUAUCUUGAACUAGACAAAUAGUUAGUAAACUGGGUUUUAGGAGAAUUUCAGGCCUGUGUGUGUGAGCAAAAGCAUCCAAACGAGCCAGGAAGCGGUGGAGAAACAAGAGGUGGACAGCAGCAACCUGAGAUCAUGUACCCGCAACAAAUCCUCUGCUGCAAAACUCAUGCUGUCCACAAGGUGGCCUAUGUAAAAAAGAAUUGAUUGUUUCAGUCUGUUGGUACCACCACCGGUGCUGACCCCACCACAGCAAUCACCAGGUAGCACAGAAGAAUGAAAAAUCACCGAAUAUUGAAUGUUGGUUUUCUCUGCUUUGGUUGCUUUUCUUUCACCAUUUGUGUGUGUUCAAUAACUUUCCUUGCUGGUCAACAGCUAUGGCUGAAGUCAGAAACGAGAAAGGAACUGGAGCAGAGCAAGGGCAGGGAAAAAUUUAAAGCAAUUCUGGCAUCAAACAUGAGCAACCCUGUUUCUGUCAGUGCAGGAGGUGCCUCCUCAUAUCGGUACUUGUAACCCCUUCCACGGCUUUGAAGAUGACAGAAAGUUGUUGCAGCAGGUCACCGACAUUGUUAACGCUUCAGGAUGCAACAGUUUUUGAGUUCACAGAAGGUAAAAUGUGGGGGUUAAAAAAGGUAUUAACCCAACUUGGAGAGGUUAUCCUUGUUCCAACUGGUUGAAAAUUAGUGUAAACGAAUUGUAAUGGAGUUUGGACAUCUAAGUGACCUGAGACAUGUGAAUGGAGAAUACUGCAGCCUAAGGUUAAACUGAAUUUAAAAUCCCAGAAUGCAAUGGUAACUGAAACCGGGAAUGAGACAUGUUUAGAUCACAGCUUUCUCCUUUUGAAAUCGGGCAUCCUUCCUGAGAAAAAGAAACCCAUAGGUUUAACAAUACAAGACUUCCCCUCAAUAGCACCAAGGCAGCAGGGUGCCCCACUGUUGCAUGGCAAAAAAUGUUUUGUGGGCUUUUUUCAAAAGCUAAAGUCCAUAAAGGAAAUAUUUACAGCAUGUACACACGAAUGGGUUGGGUGUAAUGGUAUACAACAUCGUGGGAGACCUAAGUAGUACUGGUUUAUGAGCUGAAAGGUUUUAACUCCUUCAGUACAGAAACUAACGAAGAACUGCCUAAAUUUGGAGGUACCAUGCAUCACGUUCAAUGACAGUGAAUGUCAAAUUUAGAAAUCAAAUGAAAAUUAAUGAAGUCAUAUUGGGAUCAUAAAA
Messenger RNA from Falco peregrinus (peregrine falcon), 2963 nucleotides. Its product is annotated as collagen alpha-1(III) chain-like. The record is from RefSeq and is a predicted model, not a curated record. Bases 1 to 1047 code for a protein of 348 amino acids. NCBI's taxonomy places the organism in Eukaryota, Metazoa, Chordata, Aves, Falconiformes, Falconidae. The transcript is spliced from 5 exons.